This is a messenger RNA of Aspergillus homomorphus CBS 101889, 692 nucleotides long. RefSeq lists its product as uncharacterized. The transcript has a single exon. The record is from RefSeq and is a predicted model, not a curated record. Lineage: Eukaryota; Fungi; Ascomycota; Eurotiomycetes; Eurotiales; Aspergillaceae. Bases 172 to 411 code for a protein of 79 amino acids.
CACCACCACCAACCAGUCCACCAACCAAUCCGCACGAUGAUAAUUUUCUGAUCUUCUCUGGGGCUUCUUUUGCUUCGUUCUGCAGGCGGCCUAAGGAACGCUCGGUCCAAUCAACCCCGCUAAGCCUGGUUCCACUUCGGUGCUUUGCAGCCCUUUUGCUUCCUCAACCCAAUGCAAUGCUUUGGUUCCUGCGGCUACGUGACGCUGGUGGUUCAGUCCAUUACAGCCAUAGUACACGAUCAAGUGGCAGUCUUUGUUGAGGGUAAUUCCGGGAUCCUGGGUGGCCACAAACGAGGUGAGGAAGGCGAAGAGAGACGCAAAAGAGACAACAACAAGAAAGUCUCUGGCAGCACAAAGAUCGUCUGCAAUAAGAACUUGAGUCAAUCAAUCCAUCAAUCAAUCCUUCCUUGAAGGAACCCCGGAGCAGGGUUCAAGAGCUCUCAUUGUUUCUCUUCCAGCAAAACACCCUGCCCUCCUGAGGGCGUCACCAGUCUUUCGUUACCACCCGGUUUCAUCCUAUGAGACAAGCUAGUAUCGAGGAACAACCCCGAGAUCACCCACUAUGAGGCAUUUUGGAGGUUGGCUCACGACCAAGCCAGGCUAUACUCGAUCUUACUAACCCGGUCAGCCAGAGUUCCCUCCCUGGGUAUAGCCAGCUUGGUUAUUUGUGACUCGCUAGGAUCUCUCUCAAG